Molecule: messenger RNA, 1788 nt
Organism: Rhodotorula toruloides NP11
Lineage: Eukaryota; Fungi; Basidiomycota; Microbotryomycetes; Sporidiobolales; Sporidiobolaceae
Exons: 3
Coding region: 1-1788 (595 amino acids)
Source: RefSeq, a predicted model, not a curated record
AUGGAGCUGCACAAACACAGUCUUGCCUUCCCUCUCGAUGAUCUAGCAGCCCUCUCGUCGACCCAGCUCGCCCUCGUUCAGUUCCACCCUGAGGCGUCUCCCCUCGUUGAAGAGCGUGCGAGGGUCGAAUUUGUUCGCCGCAGGGCUGCAUGGCUUGAGCGGGAGAAGCAGAAGCUUGAGGCGGAGGAGAAGCCGGUCGUCGCAGUCAAGCAGGAGGUGGUCGACGCUGGGGUGACCGCUCUUGCAGGAGGAGCGAGCGUUGAGGACCUUGGUGCGGUCAAGAAGGAGGCAACCGAGGUUCUCACGCUGGACGACGACGAUGAAGAAGUCGAGGUGUUCACGCUGCCAAAGAAGGGCAAGGCGCCGAAGGAAGUCAGGAAGAGGAAGGCUUCGCUUUCAGGGUCUCCCUCAAGCGCUUCGAAACGCUCUCGAGCAGCCGUCGUCGCUCUGAAUCCGACGCCUACACCUACACCACCUCCCCCUCAGCCCAAAAUCGCCAGCAUUCUCUCCGGCCUGUCGUUUCGCAAGAAGAAGUCCUCAGCACCAGUCGACGCAAACCCAGCCAUCGACCACGAACCGCUGCCUUUCGGUCUUCCCGGCGUAGGCACGACGGGCACUCCGCCUGAGCCGUCGCCCAAACCUAAGGCUGCAAGGCCCGUUGUCGAGUUCCCGGUCGACCUCCUCUACCGCUCAAGUCGCCGCCAAUCCUCUCCUCCUCCGACUGUUCCGGCCCGACCUGCACUCGUCAUCGCGCCAAACCCUCUCCUCUCGCGAGCUCUCACGCAAAACAUGAGUGUCCCAAAGGACGAGGCGGAUCACCAGUUUCUUUUCCGCCCGCCGCCGUCCUUCCCUGUCUUUAGCCCCUUUCCUCCGAAUGCCGCCGAGAAGGGCACCGACCCGCUCCCGACCGCUCUCGUUGACAAGUUCGUCACUGUCGCGUUCGACGGCCUUUCGACGUCGGUCAUUAAGGAGCUCCUGCUCCGCUUCCUCUACCGCAACCAGCACCGUCUCGCUCGGCGGCCUCUCGCGAUUAUGCGCUCUGCGCACUUUGAGGAGGAGCAACAAUGGAAAGACGUCGGCUGGACCUGGGACGCUACGAGCGAAGAGGUCCGGAAGAUCUGGUGGAAGGCUCGCGAUAUACCGUACUCGCGGGUCUGUCCUCGCUACGAUGCCUCCAAGGCUGACGAGCGCAUCAUCAGCGAUGAGUACCAUAGCGAGGCGGACCGGAUCCUCUCGCGGACCACGCCGGUAGGAUUCGCUCGCGACCUGGCGCAAUACCUUCACGAGGAGAAGGAGGUCGUCUACGACGAGCGCCGUAGCGCUUGGAUACGGUGGACGGAACGGUCGGACAAGGAGGAGGCGCUUGCAGCGGGGGAGAAGGAGCCAGAGUGGCCGACGUGGCCGAAUGACGCGGCGGUCAUCCUCAGGGCCACGAAGCGUCUUCUUGCCGGGAUCGGGCGCUGGGAGGCGGAAGCGGAUCGGCUGGCCGAAGAGAAACGCGACAAGCAGAUACUCGUAUCGCGGGAGCGCCUCUUCGCCUCGCGACAAUCGAUAUUUGCGCCGGCCGCGGUAGCAAUCUCAAACAACGCGAUCACCUCGACCUCCUUGCCGGUUUCUGGAAUCACGCCGUGGGAAACAUCGUCAACACGUCCGGACAGUAUCACUCUUCUCGGCACGGCGACUGCGCAAGCGACCUCGGCAGUACCAUCGACUCCGCCAAAGACCGUCGUUUCACCAUCCGCUCCUCCCCCUCCUCGCAAGUCGACCAAUAAUGCCUUCCCUUUCUGA